Molecule: messenger RNA, 437 nt
Organism: Lolium rigidum
Lineage: Eukaryota; Viridiplantae; Streptophyta; Magnoliopsida; Poales; Poaceae
Exons: 1
Coding region: 42-437 (131 amino acids)
Source: RefSeq, a predicted model, not a curated record
CCCCAGUGACCAGUGUAGAAUUCGAAGCUGCCAAACCAGCCAUGGCCGCGUCCGUGGACCCUCUCGCCGGCGUCGUGCUCCUCUUCCUCCUCCUGCUCCAAGCCACCCACGGAGGAGGCGUGGCGGGCGGCGCAUCGCUGGACGGGUACGUGCCGGUGCGCACGGUGGUGUACCGGUCGGCACCGGCGGCGUCGGCGGCUUGGACGGCGGCGGCGUACGCGCCGUUCGAGCUGUGCAUGGGGUGCCGGUGCUGCCCGCCGGGCGCGGGGGUGGCGAACAACAGCUCGUCGUGCGUGGACACGAGCUGCUGCUACGGCAUCGACUGCAACAUCCCCGGCAAGCCCUUCGGGACCUGCGGCUUCACCCCGCGCACCUGCGGUUGCGGAGACGCCGCCACCGGCAGCAACUGCCCGUCGGCGCCCUCCCCGCCUAGCUAG